Penicillium canariense is the source of this 684-nucleotide messenger RNA. Its product is annotated as GPI anchored serine-threonine rich family protein. The transcript has 2 exons. The record is from RefSeq and is a predicted model, not a curated record. NCBI's taxonomy places the organism in Eukaryota, Fungi, Ascomycota, Eurotiomycetes, Eurotiales, Aspergillaceae. The coding region runs from base 1 to 684 and encodes 227 amino acids.
AUGCAUUUUACAAGUGUCCUUGCCGUGUCGGCUACCCUCUUUGCUGUCGCCUACGCCAACGAUCCUCUCGCCUUCACGGCCUGGCCGAAGGAUAUCCAGGCCGGAAAGCCUGUCACUCUAACAUGGGCUGGCGGUGCGCCCGACCAGCCUGUCACUCUUACCCUGCGUAAAGGCACUUCCGGUAACCUGCAUGAUGUGGAGGUCAUCACCGCUCAGGCCAAGGAUGGCACCUUCACCUGGACUCCCGGUGACAAUGUUAAGAGUGGCGAGGACUAUGCUUUCCAGAUCCGCCAGGGCGGCGAGGCGAACUACUCUGCCCUUCUCAAGGCCGGUCCCGCAGAGAAGCAAGUGUCGUCCGAGUCAUCGCAGACGAAGAGCGCCAUCAACACCAACUCUGCGCAGAGCAGCGACACCACCAGCGGUAAUUCGGCCACACAGGCCAGUCCCACGACAAGCAAGCCCCUGAUCAGCUCGUCGGCCGUGGCCCCUUUUAGCAGUCCGGCCUCUUCGACUACGGUCACUAGCUCCGUGACUGCCACCGUGCCCUUCGAGACCAGCCAUAUUAUGAAUGGCAAGGAGGCCACCGCCACUGGGAGCAUGCAAAGUGGUGCUGCUUCGCCUCUGCGCUCCUACUCAGAGCUCGUCGUGGGUGCUCUGGGUCUGCUGGUUUAUCUGGUUCAGUAA